AUGGUGUUAGAUUUAGAUCUAUUUCGACAGGAUAAAGGUUUUGAUCCUGAAAAAAUACGUGAAAAUCAAAAGAAACGUUUCAAGGAUGUAGCUUUAGUCGAUUUAGUUGUGGAAAAAGACAAAUAUUGGCGACAGCUGCGUCACCGUGCUGACAAUUUAAAUAAAGUUAAAAAUUUAUGUAGCAAGGAAAUCGGUGAAAAAAUGAAAAAGAAAGAGCCUGUCGGCAACAGUGAUGAAGUACCUGAAGAAAUUGCUAACAAUUUAGAUAAUCUUAUAUCCAAUGAUCUUAAACCAUUGACUGUCAAACAGAUCAAAAGUAUUCGUACUUUGAUUGAUACUGCCAUUCAACGUAAUGACGAAAAUUUAAGUUUAACAGAAUCUGAAAGAAAUAAUGCACUUAGAGAAGUAGGCAAUCAUUUACAUGAAUCUGUACCAGUCAGUAAUGAUGAAGAAGAAAAUAAGAUAGAAAGAACUUACGGGGAUUGUACUGAGAAAAAGAAAUAUUCUCAUGUAGAUCUGAUACAUAUGAUUGAUGGAAUGGAUGGCGAACGUGGAACUUUAGUUUCCGGCGGAAGGGGAUAUUUUUUGACUGGACCUGCAGUUUUUCUACAACAAGCGCUUAUAGAUUUAGCCUUAAGAAAAUUACUUGAAAAAGAUUAUAAACCUUUAUAUACUCCGUUUUUCAUGCGCAAAGAUGCAAUGCAAGAAGUAGCGCAACUUUCUCAAUUUGAUGAGGAAUUAUAUAAGGUCAUCGGUAAAAGUAGCGAACGUAAUGAAGAUAAAGACAUGGAAGAAAAGUACUUGAUAGCUACAUCAGAGCAACCAAUUGCUGCCUUUCAUCGGAAUGAAUGGAUUCCUGAAAAUGCUUUACCUGUAAGAUAUGCUGGAAUUUCUACUUGUUUUAGACAAGAAGUUGGAUCUCAUGGGCGUGAUACCAGAGGAAUUUUCAGAGUUCAUCAAUUUGAAAAGGUAGAACAGUUUUGUUUAACUUCGCCUUAUGAUGACAAGUCAUGGGAAAUGAUGGAAGAAAUGAUCAGCAAUGCAGAAGAAUUUUAUAAAGAACUCGAAAUUCCUUAUCGUAUUGUGAAUAUUGUCUCUGGUGCUCUUAAUCAUGCAGCUUCUAAAAAACUCGAUUUGGAAGCAUGGUUUCCUGGUUCUGGCGCAUUUCGUGAACUUGUAUCCUGCAGUAAUUGUUUAGAUUAUCAAGCAAGAAGACUUUUAGUUAGAUAUGGUCAAACUAAGAAAAUGAAUACAGCAACUGAUUAUGUCCAUAUGUUAAACGCAACAAUGUGUGCAGUUACUCGUGUUAUAUGUGCAAUUUUGGAAGUACAUCAAACAGAAACUGGUAUUAAAGUACCAAAAGUUUUAUCUCGUUUUAUGCCUUCCAAAUAUGAUGAAGAAAUUCCUUUUGUCAAGCCUGCUCCAAUUGAUGAGGCUGAAACAAAAAAACAAAAGAAAACAAAAGAACAUGCUGCAUAAUAAAUUCAACGGGGCUAUAGAAAAUUAUGCAUUUUUAUCAAUUGUAUUUAUUAUGUUUAAUUAAGACAUAGGAUAAAUAUAAAUAAUGUAUAAUUUAGAUUAUGCACUUUUUAUAAUUUUAUUGCUACAAUGCUUAUAAAAAAUUCUCUUUAACUCAAAAUGAUGAAAGCCUUGCAGCAAAAAUAAAAUAUUACAAUAAACUUGCUAUUCUGCCAUAUAAACAAA
Vespa velutina is the source of this 1704-nucleotide messenger RNA. It is a transcript of the gene SerRS, whose product is annotated as serine--tRNA ligase, cytoplasmic. Lineage: Eukaryota; Metazoa; Arthropoda; Insecta; Hymenoptera; Vespidae. Gene Ontology annotation, biological process: seryl-tRNA aminoacylation. Gene Ontology annotation, molecular function: tRNA binding; serine-tRNA ligase activity; ATP binding. Bases 1 to 1479 code for a protein of 492 amino acids. Gene Ontology annotation, cellular component: cytosol. The transcript is spliced from 5 exons. The record is from RefSeq and is a predicted model, not a curated record.